Messenger RNA from Electrophorus electricus (electric eel), 2841 nucleotides. RefSeq names its product acyl-CoA binding domain containing 5a (gene acbd5a). Gene Ontology annotation, molecular function: fatty-acyl-CoA binding. NCBI's taxonomy places the organism in Eukaryota, Metazoa, Chordata, Actinopteri, Gymnotiformes, Gymnotidae. Gene Ontology annotation, biological process: pexophagy; fatty acid metabolic process. Gene Ontology annotation, cellular component: cytoplasm; peroxisome. The record is from RefSeq and is a predicted model, not a curated record.
CCCGGCGAUAUAUGAGAGCCUCGGCCCGUGUCGCUAAAGUGUUUGCGAGGUCGAGGUCUUCAUCGCUGGUCGCUGGCUAGCAAACAGAUGGUUUGAUUCAGUGGUCUGUGGAUCCCAAGUCACGAUGGAGCCCGGUACCAAAUCCACCCAGGAGCAGCGGUUCGCUGCAGCAGUCAAAGUGAUCCAGAGUUUACCUUCGAACGGCUCCUUUCAACCGUCCAACGAAAUGAUGCUGAAAUUCUACAGCUACUACAAGCAGGCAACUCAAGGUCCAUGCUGCAUUCCCCGGCCAGGCUUCUGGGACCCCGUUGGCAAAGUCAAAUGGGAUGCGUGGCACGCUCUUGGAGACAUGCCGAAGGAUGAGGCGAUGAUCGCAUACGUGGAAGACCUAAAGCUGAUUCUCGAGAGCAUGCCCGUGACGGACCAGGUGGAGCAGCUUCUACACGUGAUCGGGCCGUUCUACGAGCUCGUGGACGAGAGGAGCAAAAUCACACACGUGUCGGACCUGAGCACAGGAUUUGGGAGUUCGGUAACUGCGCCCUCGAAGGCCGUCACUAAGAGCAUCAUCAGAAAUAUGCAAAUGAACGGAACCUUAGACGGCCAUCUUGCGCAACGUAGUGAGAACCCGAUGGAGGAACAGGAGGACGGAGGCGACGAUGGCGACAGUGGUGAUGACGAAGGUGAGAAUGAAGAGGAGGAAGAAGAGUUGGCGCAUAUAAAAAAAGCCCAAGCACCAGAGAAAAAGGCGCCAAGCGGGAAAGUCGACAGUGUCCCGAACGGCAGCGUUGGCCAGAGUGCAGCGACUGUGGCGAACGGAGCACACGGCUCCAAAUCUGCCCUCAAUGGAAAGGACUGGGUGGAGAAUGGUGGUGUCACUCAGACUGGGGCGAGUCAAAAUGUCAGUAGUCACACCAGAGACGAUAACAAUGAUGUGGCCCCGCCUCCUCAUGUGGCAAGUGAUUCUGACAGUGAGGUGUACUGUGACUCCGUGGAUCAGUUUGGCGUUGACGAGCAGGGCUGUGAACCAUGUGUGAUCCACUCUCUCCACGAAAGCCCCAGCGCUCUGUCCUUUCUGGAGGAGACUCAGCCCACGGGGCUGGACCUCGAUGGCCUGCCCGGAGCGCAGGAAGGCGCCCGACGCGGAGGGGAGGAUGGAAAGACUGGCAGCGGGGGAGCCCAGAGACAGGGCCUCGGUGUGGGCAGGCCUGGCAGUGCUGUGGUCAGGAGAGGACGAGGUUCUAGGUCUCCAGGCCCGGGGUCCGGCGCUACAAGGCCGUUACACGCCGGAGAAGGUGGAGAAGGCUGGGGUCCUACUGGAGGCAUGGGCGGGGACCUUAACGAGCAGAUCGUCACGGCUCUGUCCCGCCUCCAGGAGGACAUGCAGAGUGUCCUGGAGAGACUGCACACACUAGAGGUCCUCACAGCCUCCCAGGCAAGAGUGUCAGCUUUGCCAUCAGAGUACCUGCAAGCACCAGCAAACGAACCUCAGAAGAAGUAUUCCUGGUGGCCUUUUCACGUGGCCCCUACUACAGUGGCUCUUGCUAUUGUCUGGCCCUUCAUAGCACAGUGGCUCAUUCGUCUGUAUUUGCGGCGACAGAGAAGAAAACCCCACUGAUGGGCGUGAUCUCAGGGUGCGUGAGGGAACAGGCUGGGUCCUCUUCAGUUCGUCCUCUCAUCUGCUUCAUCCCUGCUUUUGCACUAUAAUGACAGCACUAAGAACAGACAUAAUACAUGAAUGGAUGAAAGGAUGAAAUUGCAACUUAUAAUCAAUCAUAAAGGCUUUUUGUACUUUUUUAGUGUAAUAUAAACUAAGAUUAGAACUGCUUGGUUUGAGAAAACAAGUAAUGUAGGAAACAAAAUGUCUUUUUUUUUCAUAUUGAAACCCAACAGGGCAUUAUGAUCUUUGUGAAGCCCAUAGUUAUUGUGUUGGUCAGUCUGCUUCAAUUGACCAUACAAUCACGUGUGCAAAGCUGCUAGCUGGUCAUCCCCCAAGUAUACCGAUACUGAGGCGUAGAGGUUUAGUGUAGCAAGACCACUGAGGCAUAUACGUGUAGACCCCAGAAUGUGUUCAAGGUAAAUCUGAAAUGUUGUGUUCAGAGUUGCCUAGUGUUUGUCCACACCCACACCAGAACAAAGCCAUGCUCCAAAGUCUUGCAGGGCUGAAAUAAGCGGAAGGUGAUGUGGACGUUUGUACCAGCAUCACUGCUGUGGCUGUCUGGUAGAAAGUCCACGUAACUGGUGUUGGAGCAUGUCAAAACUUAACUGAUACACACACUGAUUAACAGAGGAGGGUAAUUAUCAUAUCACUGUCAUAACUGUAAUAUGGGAAACUCGUACAAGAAUCGCUCUCACCAGAAAGACUUAACAUGUUUUAAGCAUAUUUCAUUUUUUAAAUGAUACUGUGUCUCUAAUUCUGUAAAGUGUGUUCCCCCAUUUCAGUAUGAAGCAUUGUGAAUUGCUGUACAUCACAUUAAGUUCUGCUGUUUGCAUUAGACUGACAGUAAUUAAUGCAUUUGUAUUCAGAAUUAUCCUUUGAACCUGUUUCCUAAUAGUGUAAUUUGCUAAAUACUGUAUAUCUAUAAUACAUGUAAAUUAGAAAUAGACUAUAUAAUAUAUGAAUGAGUGAUAUUUUAAUUGUAACAUACUGUAAAAUAGAAUUUAAAACUAUAUUGAAUUGAUAUCUGACUUUUUAAAGUAAUUAGGUGAGGGUGUGUGUGUUUUGAUUAGAAACAUCUUUCUAGUAAUGAAAGGAUUAAUAACCACUGUCUCCUUCAAAUGAGCAUCUGUGCAUGUUCUGAUUGUGAGCCUGGAGCACGAAUAAACCUUUCACCUGGUUCUGGA